AUGGCGGCGGCUGCAGCUGCGGCCGGUCGGCUAGGCUGGGUGCUCGCGGUGUUCUACCUGGGCAACGCCGCGGGGGAGGUGGCGCCGGGCCCGCGACUGCUAGGCUUCUGCCUGGAGGAGGUGGGCUCCGGGUGGGUGCGCGGAGAGGCCUCUCCAGAGGCCACCUUCCGCCUGCGCCUCUUUGGCUCGGGCUUGGCCAACAGCUCUUGGACCUGGGUGGCCCCUGAAGGGGCCGGCUGCCCUGAGGGCGGGCUGGCUGUGUCGCCCGAGGAGGCGGUGCCCCCUCCGGGCGAGUGGCGCGCGUUGCUGCGUCUGCGCGCUGAGGCUCGGCGUUGGGCCGGCUGCGCCUUGGGCGCGCUGCUACUCCUCGCCAGCCUGGCGCAGGCGGCCCUGGCGGUGGUGUUGUACCGCGCAGCGGGCCAACGCGCCGUGCCCGCCGUGCUGGGCUGCGCAGGGCUCGUGUUUCUGGUGGGCGAGGUGCUGCCGGCCGCCGUGAGCGGGCGCUGGGCACUGGCUCUGGCGCCCCGAGCCCUCGGUCUCAGCCGCCUGGCGGUGCUGCUCACCCUGCCGGUGGCGCUGCCCGUGGGGCAGUUACUGGAGAUGGCAGCGAGGCCCGGGCGACUACGCGAGCGGGUGCUGGAGUUGGCGCGCGGCGGUGGCGAUCCCUACCAUGACCUGAGCAAGGGCGUGCUGCGCUACCGGACCGUGGAGGACGUGCUCACCCCGCUCGAAGACUGCUUCAUGCUGGACGCCAGCGCCGUGCUGGACUUCGGCGUCCUGGCCAGCAUCAUGCAGAGCGGUCACACGCGCAUCCCAGUGUAUGAGGACGAGCGCUCCAACAUCGUAGACAUGCUCUAUCUCAAGGACUUGGCCUUCGUGGACCCCGAAGACUGCACGCCACUCACCACCAUCACCCGCUUCUACAACCAUCCACUUCACUUCGUCUUUAACGACACCAAGCUAGACGCCGUCCUGGAGGAAUUCAAGCGAGGAAAGUCACACCUGGCCAUUGUGCAGAAGGUGAACAAUGAGGGUGAAGGCGACCCCUUCUAUGAGGUCCUGGGCCUGGUCACUUUGGAGGACGUCAUUGAGGAGAUCAUUAAGUCUGAAAUCCUGGACGAGUCUGAAGACUACCGAGCUGAUACAAUGAAGAAGAAGUCUGUUCCCCUGAGUGCCCCGCUAAAGCGGAAGGAGGAAUUCUCCUUGUUCAAGGUGUCUGAUGAUGAAUAUAAAGUAAAAAUCUCACCCCAGCUGCUCCUAGCCACCCAACGCUUCCUUUCCAGAGAGGUGGAUGUGUUCAGCCCACUGAGAAUCUCCGAAAAGGUCUUGCUGCACUUGCUGAAGCAUCCCAGUGUGAACCAGGAGGUGAAGUUUGAUGAGAGCAACCGCCUGGCUGCACAUCAUUACCUGUACCAGCGUAGCCAGCCAGUGGACUACUUCAUUCUCAUCCUGCAGGGCAAGGUUGAGGUGGAGAUUGGAAAGGAGGGCCUGAAGUUUGAAAAUGGGGCCUUCACCUACUAUGGAGUGUCUGCCUUGACAGCACCAUCCUCAGUUCACCAGUCCCCAGUCUCCUCGCGACAGCCUACUCGCCAUGACCAGCAGCCCGAGCCAUUAGAGAGCAGUAUCCGUUCCUCAGCAUACUGUCCUGACUAUACUGUGCGGGCCCUCUCUGACUUGCAGCUCAUUAAGGUUACACGACUGCAGUACCUCAAUGCACUCCUGGCUACCCGAGCACAGAGCCUGCCGCCGUCCCCUGAGAAUUCUGACCUGCACGCCAUCCCAGGCAGUCAGACCAGGCUCCUUGGUGACAAAUCUGCUGCAGCAGGGUCCAAUCACAGCAGCAAGCCUGGCAUCCCAGUGGAGGAGAGCCCUGGGCGGAACCCAGGAGUUUAACUGCUUGCCAGGCAGCCCUGAGCUGGGGAACAGACAAGCAUGUGGGGUUGCUGGAGGGAGCCAAGCAGAAGCUUCAUGCCAGCACGUCCCUACCUCUCCAGGCCACGUUUUAGAUGGCCCUUAUAGGUAUGGGUCCUGAGCUUCCUCAGUGCCAGGAGUCAUCAGCAGGCCCUAGCCUCCUUUUGGAGAUGGGGUCAGCCAAGUAUAGCCCUCUAGGAGCCUGAUUUUGGAAGGAAUGAAAGGAACAUUAUCUCUAGUCCCUGAGGCCCAGAUCCUCUUCCCCUAACACCAGUGCAGUGUAUUUAUACCUCUCAGAGCCAGGUGCCAUGUGGGUGCACAAUUCCUGCCUUUAUGUUGCCCUGCCCAAACCCUCUGCUGCUGGCAGCACUUUCUCAGCAAACUGAGGGUACUAGGUCUGGCUGGGGGUUCAAAUCCAUGGCUUUGUCCCUUGUCCCUGGUGUACUUUCUGGCUCCCCUUAUAAUGCCAUGCUUUCAUUCAUGUGCUCUAGCCUCUCAUGUGCCAAAUGUAGAAAGCAUGCUUUCCCACAAGCCUGUGCCUCCUGCUCCCUCCCAUGGAGGUGGCUUUUCUGACCCCUUCUGGAGUCACAAGCAACAAGCUGGCCCUCAGUGGUGCUGAGGCUUAGCCGGCAUAGCCCGUGGGUCCGUCACUCCCACCUACUGUGUGUAGUUGCCACUUAACAGUAUUGCCCAUUUCUGAGUUUUGAGAGGUCACAUGUGGGAGGCAGGGGUCUUUCUGCUGGACCUAAUGUUGUCUAACCCCAGGGAUAGUGACCACCUGCUGUACCUACCUUUCUCAUAGGCCUCCAGGGAGGUGUGCUGUAACUGGCAUGGAGAGCAGCAAGGGAGGGAAAGAUGGUUUAUGAACCAUGUGCAACCUUGUCACCUUUCUCUUAAAAAAAGGAAUUCAAGGUUUUCUUAUAUCUGAAACAUUUCAAAUUCUUUGUAUGUUCCUUAGCAAUGUGGUGUUGGAGAAGUGGAACAAGAAGGCAUUUGUCUUUUUUUGUAGUUUACCUAAAUUUUCCAUCCCCUUUUCAGCUAUGUGUAACCUGGGGCAUCACAGAGACAUGGGACCAUAGAUUGGGAAGGAAUUGAGGAAUUCUGGAACUUUCCUUGAAGGAUUUGGGCUCUUAUAAAUGGGGCUGAAGGCCAAAAUUGCAGUUGUGUGCUCUCCGAGGAGUUGUUUUCAGGGAAUAUGCUCUUAAGAACAAAUUCAGGUAGGAAAUACUUUAAACGCAUUUCCAGAACACAAGUUCUGAACCUCGGCUGUAACCUCAGACCCACCUGGCAAAUUUAAAAUGCUCAUACCUAGGUCUACUCCCGGGGCUUCUCGUUUAAUCAUUCAGAGCACCAGGGUUUUAGUUUUGGAAUAGUUUUAGGCUCACAGAAACAUUCUGUACACCACAUUCCCAGUUUCCUCUAGUUGCAGCAUUUCACAUAACAUUGGUACUUUUUCAAAACUAAAAUAACAUUGGUGCAAUACUCUUUAUGGACUUUAUUUGGAUUUUACCAUUUUUUUCCAGUAAUGUCCUUUUUCUGUUGCAAGAUGUAGUGUAGGAUACCAAGUUGCACUUAGAGCUAAUGCUUUCAUUUUCCCCUUUGUUUUGAAAUCAUUAUAGAUUUAAUAAGAAGUUACAAAGAUGGAGGUCCCAUGCACCUUUAACCUAGUUUUCCUCAAUGGUUAUAUCUUUUUUUUUUUUUUUUUGCCGGUUGUGGGGCCUGAACUCUGGGCCUGGGUGCGGUCCCUCA
Dipodomys ordii (Ord's kangaroo rat) is the source of this 3660-nucleotide messenger RNA. RefSeq names its product cyclin and CBS domain divalent metal cation transport mediator 3 (gene Cnnm3). Gene Ontology annotation, biological process: transport; magnesium ion homeostasis. The record is from RefSeq and is a predicted model, not a curated record. Gene Ontology annotation, cellular component: plasma membrane. Lineage: Eukaryota; Metazoa; Chordata; Mammalia; Rodentia; Heteromyidae. The transcript is spliced from 9 exons. Bases 1 to 1893 code for a protein of 630 amino acids. Gene Ontology annotation, molecular function: transmembrane transporter activity.